This is a messenger RNA of Linum trigynum, 327 nucleotides long. The record is from the annotation of a GenBank genome assembly. NCBI's taxonomy places the organism in Eukaryota, Viridiplantae, Streptophyta, Magnoliopsida, Malpighiales, Linaceae.
AUGGCCGCCGCCGUGGUCACCGUCACUACGAAUCUCCCUCGUCGCCACCAUAAACACUACCCAAAAAUUUCCUUCCCCUUCCUUACAAAUUCCAAUCUCACCUUCCCCCUCUCUGGAAUCGCUUCCCCUGUUGCCAUGCCCAUCUCCACAAUACCUCCCCACCUUCCAGAUCCUUCCCCCUUCGAAUCGCACCUCAUCCCCAUCAAGAGGACCGAGAGGGCGUCUUCUUUUCCAAUCGCACUUCAUCGAGAUCCUCUCGCCACCAGAGCGGCGACAAUCCCUGCAAUUUCGGCUCAGUUCCAGAUCGGGUUUUUCGUCCUGGUUUGA